AUGACGAGACGGCGAGGCAGACGCAGCAGAGAAGACGAAGGCAGAAGCAGAGCAGACAGCGUGAGAAGAGACGACGGCGCUGCAGAUGACCCGCUGGUAGCUCUGCUGGUUACAAUGGGAGGAGCUACCGGUGUCAUCAAGACACUGUUCAUUCCGGCGCUGAUAUCCCUGGUCCUCUACCUGACCAUAUCCUUUGUCAUAGCCCCCUUCAUCCGGCUGCACCGGCAGCGAUACUCCCAGUACCUCCCCUUGCAUACCAUAUCAGUGCAUACGACCUCGCUGAGAGACAGGACGUUCGACGCCCUCAUGAACAUCACCCUACCUUCGUCAUGGAGACACAGAAGCCUAGCCCACGAACAGGACUCAGACAGCUUGUUCGACGAUGACGGUGAAGAUGGCUAUGAGCUGAGCGAGUCGAGGCGGGAGGCCCUGGACCAGGAGCGGAGAGAGGCACGGCUCGCCCGGGAACUGGAGGAUGGCUUCAUACCAGACAGCGAUGGGGAAGAUACCCCAGGAACUAGGCGGAUAUGA
Messenger RNA from Trichophyton benhamiae CBS 112371, 531 nucleotides. RefSeq lists its product as uncharacterized. The record is from RefSeq and is a predicted model, not a curated record. The coding region runs from base 1 to 531 and encodes 176 amino acids. NCBI's taxonomy places the organism in Eukaryota, Fungi, Ascomycota, Eurotiomycetes, Onygenales, Arthrodermataceae. The transcript is spliced from 2 exons.